GCUCUGUGGUUGAGGCGACGGGAAGCGUCUGGAGUUUCCACCGCUCUGCAGCUCCGCAGCUCGGCUCUGAUCUCCGCGGCUCCCGCCAUGACUGUACAGCAGUGUGUGUGGGUCCUGGUACUGGCUGUUGCAGUGGGGGUCUAUUUUAUCCCCUCACCAAUAGACCCUGAACCAUUUAUAUUUGAGGGGCCACCGCCGGCUCUGGAAGGUCCUCUGGCGGUCAACACGAGGUUACAGAGAGGACGAAGACUGUUUGCUGGACAGCUCAAAGGCCCGGAGUCUUUUACUGCAGAUCAGAAUGGGAACGUGUACACGGGCACAGUGGAUGGGAAGCUUUGGAGGAUCAAUAAUGAAACCCUGACGUUCAUCACUCAGAUGGGCCAGAAUCUUCCAGAAUGUGGCACCAGUACAGACUACGAGCCUGUGUGUGGUCGACCUCAUGGGCUGCGGCUGGACCGUCACGGACAGCUUAUAGUGGCCGACUCGUACUUCGGCCUGUUUAAGGUGGAUCCCUGGACAGGACAGAAGACGCUGCUUCAUUCCAGCAAAGAAGGUGCUGAUGGAAUCCCUUUUGGCUUUCUGAAUGGGCUGGAGAUCUCUAAAAAUGGAACUGUGUUCUUUACGGACUCCAGCAGUAGAUGGGGUCGGCGGCACGUUCGUUAUGAGGUCCUGGAGACUAACCGUCUGGGUCGCCUGCUGUCUUAUGAUCCUGAGUCUGGGAGCGUUCGGACCCUGCUGGACUCUCUCUACAUGCCUAACGGCUUUGCCUUCUCAGCUGAUGAAGACUUUCUGCUGCUGGCUGAGACCAGCAUCGGCCAUAUCAGCAGGUUCUGGCUAAAAGGACAUAAAGCUGGAACAAAGGAGACUGCCAUGAACAAUAUGGUUGGCUAUCCGGACAACAUCCGCAUCAGUGACCAUGGCACAUUUCUAGUGGGCAUUAACACUGUCCGUUUCCGUGGUCGACUCCUCCCACCUUUCCUGGACCUGCUCGCACCCUAUCCAGCUCUCAAGCGCUUUGUGGUCAAGGUAAUUCCUCUGGGCUGGUAUGAUGCUCUGCUGCCCUCCUAUGGCCUGGUUCUGGAGCUGGGGCCCGACGGACAGCUGCUGGACAGCCUGCACGACCCCACAGGCACUCUGACCUGGGCUAUUAGUGACGUCUUCCAGCAGAGGGGGAUCUACUAUCUGGGCAACACUGACCUUCCCUUCCUGGCAGUCCUGGAUCAGUGGAGCUGAUACUGGAGUGAAGCGUUCUACUGCUGGUGAAAAUCUCGGGAAUACUGGGAAUGUUAUGAGAUGUCCAUUUUUCAACUGACACUGGAAUAUGACACUGCACCGUAUACUCGGUGAUGCAUGUAAUAAAAGGACUGAAUUGCAGCUACAGAACGAACACUAGAAUGAAGAAUAUUGAAGAUAAGCACAAACAAUAGGAUGUAGGACCAGGGCUAUAUGCUGCUAUGAGGCCCCUGCCUAGAGAAGAGCACUGGUUGGUAUUUUAACACUGUUCUGUUGUCUUGUGUGAAACUUCAAUAUUUGGCUCAGUGGUGUUGACUUUUAGUGUGGACUUUAGGUUUUAUGAUGAUUCAUUGUUCUGUACUCGGUCAAGCAGCUGGAAUAGAGUUUCACAUUCCUGCUGGAACCCGCCCCCCUAAGUGCCAAACCAUUGAGUGUUUCUAAUGCCAGGUUCACCAUACAGGAUUUUUUUUUUAGUGGUCAGGUCCAGGGGCCUCAUUAUAAAACUCUGUGUACAGAGUACAUUUUUAAAACUCUGUGUACUGCAUAAACACUUGGUGUAGUGCCGCAUUUAUAAAACUCUACGCACAAAAAACAGGAAAUGGUGUAAGCCCAGAAAAUUCAGAAUACUACUGCUACUACUACUAGAGGUGGGCGAUACCGGGAAUUUUGGUAUCGAUCCGAUACCAAGUAAACGCAGGGCCAGUAUUGCCGAUAUCGAUACUGAUACCAAUACUUUUUAAUAUUUAAGCUUUAUAGAUCCAAAUGAUCCAAAAACCUAGGAUAUAAUUUCACCAAACAUUGUAAGUGAUAACAAAAUACUUUAGUAUCACAAUCAACAUUUUUUGUUUAGAAACAAUGGAACAGUAACAAAACAAAGUUUAAAUAUAAAAUAAAAAAAUAAAAUAAAAAUUCUCCCCUCACUAGACAUCUUUUCUAGUUCUUUGUUUCUUUUUUUAAUAGAAUUGUCAUUUGGAAAAACAAUAAAAAAUAAGGAAUUGUCUUCCUUUCAGUGCAAUUCAAAUGCAAGUUUUUCUUAAAUAAACAGAGUGUAAAAAAAUAUCACUCAACACAAAUCUCCUGAGGUAGAGGCGUGUCGACUCGAGGAGAGCGCUGAGUGGGCGGGGCCAGGCUGAGCCUACCUGCAUGGCGGUUUGGCUGGCUUUGCUGAGCCAUGUGACGCAUGUGCAACAACAAGAGACCAGAGAGUAGACUGUGGUGAAUCUCGUGCGAAGCAGUCAGUGCGUGCGGCAGAGAAAAAAAGCUUGAAUAUCGAUAUUUUUACACGAGUAUUGCUCAAUACCAAUACCAGCGUUGGUAUCGAUAUUAUCGAUAUUUGGAUCGAUCCGAACACCUCUAGCCUCUACUGCCUCUGCAAGCGCAGGCAAGAUGGCAGCUUCCAUUUCGGCCAUAUUUUGGCUUUAAAACGCCUUAAUGAGAGUAAAUUGGGACCGUCCAGUCCAUACUUUUAUACAGUCAAUAAUCACAACCCAAACUCCACAACGCGCCAAGCAGCACAUUUUUAGUUGCUGCGGAAGCACAGCUCAUUUAGGCUCAGCUCAGCUCACCUCAGGACUUGUUGUGCUACUAAGAUAUAAGGCAGUGUGAGGUUGGUGGAUGGUGGCAGUCGCUGUGCUGGGAGAGUGGAGGUUCUUCAUAGAGGGCAGUGGGGAACAGUGUGUGGUGAUGACUGGGAUAUGAGUGAUGCUGCAGUGGUGUGUAGAGAGCUGGGCUGUGGAGAAGCUGUAGAUGCACUGGGCAAAUCUCAUUUUGGAUCAGGAUCAGGACCAAUCUGGAUGGACGAUGUGAACUGUAGUGGAUCAGAGUCUAGACUGAAGAACUGUAGAUCACCAGUAUGGGGUAAACAUGACUGCAAUGAAACCCACAAUUCUGGAGUCAUCUGUUCAGGCAAGCUACACUAUGUUCAUAUAAUAUGUGCACUGUAUUGAAUAGUUACAUUGUGUGUCUGUGCUGUCUGACUUUCAUUUAUUAAACCCUGUUGUUAUCUCAUUGUUUAUGCUCUUGUGAUAUUUUAGGAGCCAGGCUGGUUUUAGGUUCUCACUGCUCUGGGAGAGUGGAGGUUCUUCAUGGAGAGAGCUGGGCCACAGUGUGUGAUGCUGACUUUAACCAGCAGGAUGCAGAGGUUGUGUGUCGAGAGCUGGGCUGUGGUUCUCCUGUGAAGGUUCUGGGAGCAGCUGCGUUUGGUAGAGGGGAGGGUCCGGUGUGGUCAGAGGAGCUUCAGUGUAGAGGAAACGAAUCGCAGAUUCACUUCUGUCCAAAAUCAUCUUCACUCAAACACAACUGCUCCCAUGAUAAUGAUGUGGGACUGGUGUGUUCUGGAGUCCGGGUGGUUGGUGGUUCUCACUGUUCUGGGAGAGUGGAGGUUCUUCAUGGAGAGAGCUGGGUCACAGUGUGUGAUGCUGACUUUAACCAGCAGGAUGCAGAGGUUGUGUGUCGAGAGCUGGGCUGUGGUUCUCUUGUGGAGGUUCUGGGAGCAGCUGCUUUUGGUAGAGUGGAGGGUCAGGUGUGGUCAGAGAAGCUUCGGUGUAGAGGAACUGAAUCUCAGAUUCACUUCUGCCAAAAUCAUCUUCACUCAAACACAACUGCUCCCAUGAUAAUGAUGUGGGACUGGUGUGUGCAGACAGUGUGAGGUUGGCGGAUGGUGGCAGUCGCUGUGCUGGAAGAGCAGAGGUUUUUCACAGAGGACAGUGGGGAACAAUUUGUGGUGCUGGUGCAAAUUUCAUAGCGGGUUUUGUCAUGUGUAAAGAGUUGGGCUGUGGAGAGCCGUUUAGGACUGAUGCAGCUGUUCCAGGAUCUGCACCGAUCUGGAUGAGUCACGUGAAGUGUACUGGAUCAGAGUCUACACUGAAACACUGUGGAUCAUUAGGGUGGGGUGAACACAGCUGUAAUCAUAAUAUGGAUAUUGAGCUUACCUGUUCAGGUAUGUUUUAAUUAGACAAAAACUGUAAUACGUACGUAUUACAUGUAUUACAUUUGUGAACUUCCUGAGAAUGUUUCGACACAUCAUAGACAAAAUCAAAUCAGAGAUCAUAUGAUGGAAUGUCACUGUUUUGUAUACCUAUUCCGUAUUAAAUAUUCUAUUACAUAGUAAAUUCUGACAGUUACAGCUAAUGUGAGAAGCAGUGAUGUUUUUUUUAACAUUUGCUUUGACUUUUAUUUAAUUGCUGAAAAUAUUAACCCAAGAUAUUGUCUAGUCAGUUUCAUUUUGUUUGAUAAAAUUUAAUUUAAUAAAAAAGGGUCUGCAGUACUGAUUUGCUAGAGCACAACAUUUGUUUUCAAAAUUAUAACCUGAAUGAAACAAAAUGCAUUAGUCCUUUC
Molecule: messenger RNA, 4569 nt
Organism: Astyanax mexicanus (Mexican tetra)
Lineage: Eukaryota; Metazoa; Chordata; Actinopteri; Characiformes; Acestrorhamphidae
Product: strictosidine synthase family protein
Exons: 12
Coding region: 88-1233 (381 amino acids)
Biological process (GO): biosynthetic process
Molecular function (GO): strictosidine synthase activity
Source: RefSeq, a predicted model, not a curated record